Molecule: messenger RNA, 4010 nt
Organism: Malus domestica (apple)
Lineage: Eukaryota; Viridiplantae; Streptophyta; Magnoliopsida; Rosales; Rosaceae
Product: protein BREAST CANCER SUSCEPTIBILITY 2 homolog B-like
Biological process (GO): regulation of DNA-templated transcription; double-strand break repair via homologous recombination
Source: RefSeq, a predicted model, not a curated record
AAUAUUAAAGGGAACAAUUGAUGAGUAAUCGUACCCUCCCUCUCCAGAAAAGUCGAUCCCUGAACAUGGCGACAUGGCACAUGUGCUCGGAUGCCGGCAACAAUUACCGGUGGUACCCGGACCCCAAACCCGAAGUCAUAAACGGUGUCGUUUAUCGUCCUAGUGAGAGUGAUAGGAGCAGCAGCAGCCGGGUGCCGUCCAUGGGGGAUGUGUUGCUGCAAGGAUGUUCUAAGCUGGCGGAGGCUGAGAUUCGAAAUCAGGUUGUUGAGGGAGGUGGCGUUGGGAUGUUCCGCAACGGAUUCGGAAAGCCCGUCGCCGUCAAACAAUCUUCAUUAGCCAAAGCAUCUUCGUUGCUUCUUGGCUCCCAAAUCGCAACACCCUCAGGCCAAGUGCAAGCUACGAUUAUGAAUAACAGAAGUGGAUGUGGAGGCGGAGGUGCAGGUGGAGGCGGAGGAUGUGUAGGUGGUUUAUCUAAUUCCCUUUUCCACACUGGAUCCGGUAAAAUGGUUAAUAUAUCCCCCGACAGUCUUGUCAGGGCGAAGACAUUGCUUGGAUUCCAAGACGAUGACAAUGCUCCCACCAAGAUUGUGGGUUUUGGUUUUAACAGUGCUGCCCUGGUUGCAGGGACUCCUUUAAUUAUGAAUAAGACUGUUUCACUGCAAACUAGAUUUCAGAAUGAUCCUGAAAGGCUUAAUUUAACUCCUGAUAAAGUUAAACCUUCAUCAAUCAAGUUCCAUACAGCAGGAGGUAGAUCUAUAUCUGUUUCUACUGAUGCAAUACAACGUGCAAGGAGUCUACUUGGUGACCCAGAGUUGGGAAAUUUCUUCAAUGAGGCCAAUGCAGGUGACUUGGGUUUCGCAUUUUCUAAAGGUAGUCCACAUGAUAACCGCACUCCCAUUUCCCACCAGAAGAAGAUUAACAACUUUUUAACCAAUACUUCUCCAUCUCCACUGCAACCAUUGCCUAAUCAAUUGCGGUCGUCUGCUAUAAGUUCGGGUACUAACCUGAUUACUCAAUUCGAUGGUGUUAGCAAUGAAACUGCUUCUAGGUCAAACAGUAAGUUAGCUUAUCGGCAGAAUCCCCUUAGCAAGACCCACAAUACAGUAGAAAACAAUUGUUGGGCAAAUGGUAUUGAUUUGAGGACUAAUCAUGUUGGAAUGCCACCAGCCACGCCAUUGUUUGAUAUUUCAAAUGCUGUUGGCACACCAGCUACGAAUAAUACACAGAUGACUGGUUUAAAGAGGAGGUUGGGAAGAAGUUCUAUUUCUCCAUUCAAGGCUUCUCCAUCUCCACUGCAACCAUUGUCUAAUCAAUUGUGGUCGUCAACUAUAAGUUCGGGUACUAACCUCAUUACCCAAUUCGAUGGUGUUAGCAAUGAAACUGCUUCUAGGUCAAACAGUGAGUUACCUUAUCGGCAGAAUCCCCUUAGCAGGACCCACAAUACAGUAGAAAACAAUUGUUUGGCAAAUGGUAUUGGUUUGAGGACUAAUCAUGCUGGAAAGCCGCCAGCCAAGCCAUUGGUUGAUAUUUCAAAUACUGUUGGCACCACUGCUAUGAAUACUAAACAGAUCACUGGUGUAAAGAGGAGGUUGGGAAGAAGUUCUAUUUCUCCAUUCAAGAAGCCUCGCACAAACUCCUCCACUCCAUUGCCUAGGAAUGUUCCCCUUGUUCCUAAUGGUGUGUCUACAUUGUCCUCUGAUCAUUCAUGUUCCAAAAGAAGGGUUUCUACACGAUAUCCUUCACCCGUGACUAGAAUGUAUGUGAAGAAAUACUUUGGAAUGCCGCGACCUGACCAGAACAUGUUGGAGUGUUUAUCAGAUCCAGUGAGAAGAAUCACCGCAACUAAUGCGGAAAAGUAUACGUUUCUUGAUGAGUCUGGCUUAAACUGCAUAGGAGCAGAAGCUUUUGUCCACAUGCUGGCCUGUUAUGGAGCUUCAAUGCAAUAUACCUCCAGAGAGUGGGUCACAAAUCAUUACAAGUGGGUUGUCUGGAAACUGGCUUGCUAUGAGAGAUAUUAUCCAGCUAAAUCGUUUGGAAAAUUCUUGACAGUCUCCAAUGUACUCGAGGAAUUGAAGUAUAGAUAUGAAAGAGAAGUGAAUCAUGGUCACCGGUCUGCAAUUAAGAAGAUUCUGGAAGGAGAUGCAUCACCUUCUUCACCGGUGGUUCUAUGCAUUUCAGCUAUUUGCUCAAAUUGUGACCCAAAUAUGGAGACUAGCUCUGGAGCUGAAAAUAGUAGUGCUGCGAAAGUCGAGCUUACUGAUGGUUGGUAUUCAGUGGAUGCUGUUCUCGAUGCACUCCUGUCAAAGCAGCUUGCUAGCGGAAAAUUGUUUGUUGGACAGAAGCUUCGGAUCUGGGGAGCAGCACUCAGUGGCUGGGCUGGGCCUGUUUCACCCCUCGAGGUUUCAAGACAAGUCUCUUUACGGCUGCACAUAAACGGAACAUAUAGAGCUCAUUGGGCUGAUCAAUUGGGAUUUUGUAAAGGUGUUUGUGCUCCCUUAGCAUUUAAGUGUGCCAAGAGUGGUGGAGGUCCAGUCCCUUGCACUCUUGUAGGAGUCAAACGGAUAUACCCUGUUCUUUACAAGGAGAGGUUAAGUAAUGGAAGAUCUAUUGUAAGAUCUGAGAGGUUGGAGACCCAAAUGGUGGAAUCACACCAACAGAGGCGCUCUAAUGUUAUAGAAGGCGUUAUCUCUGAGUUCCAAAGAGGAUUAGAACAUUCGCAUUUGUGUAAUGAUAGCGAUGAUGAAGGAGCAAAACUCUUGAAGAUACUACAGACAGCAGCUGAACCUGAAAUUUUAAUGGCAGAAAUGAGUGCAGAACAGUUGAAAUCUUUUACCAAAUAUCAAGCAAAGCUAGAGGCCAUCAAACAGUCGGACAUGGAGAAAUCAAUUCUGAAAGCACUGGAAGAUGCCGGCUUAAGUGAGAGGGAAGUCACGCCAUUCAUGAGAGUGAGGGUGGUUGGACUAACAAGAAAAUUAUACCAAGGGAAAGACUGUUCCAAAGAAGGCUUAAUAACAAUCUGGAACCCAUCUGAGAAACAGAACUCUGAGCUGGUCGAGGGAUGUGCAUAUAGCAUUUCUGGACUUAUACCAACAAGUUCUGAUGGAGAUAUUUUAAAAUUGCUGGCAAGAGGAUCAACAACAAAAUGGCAGCCUUUAUCUCAGCAGGCAAUAAACUACUUCGAGCCAUUUUUCAGUCCUCGCGAAUCAGUCUUAUUGUCAGAUUUGGGUAAAGUUCCUCUCUCCAGCGAAUUUGAUAUUGCUGCAUCCGUUGUGUUUGUGGGAGAGGCUUAUAUAGCUGCUCAGCAGAAGAAACAGUGGGUGUUUGUAACAGACGGCUCCAAAUCUGAAUUAAAGUCGGAAGGAUUAUGUGAUUCUCUACUUGCAAUCUGCUUCUCUUCACCAUACAUUGACAAUGUUUCAAAUGCUCCUAUAAACUAUAACCUCACAGGAUCUACGGUUGGGUUUUGUAAUCUGACCAAGAGAGAAAAGGAUGAAAUGAAUUGCCUUUGGGUAGCUGAAGCUACAGAAAAUUCAGCUUACUUUUUAACUUUUGACAAUCCACGUUGUUCUCAUCUCAAAGAUGCUGCUGCCUCUAGUGAAAGAUGGAAAAGGAUGUCUAUCCUGACUAUCAAUAGGCUAAAGGAGAGGGUUCUAUUUAUUAUUGGGGCAAGUAAAUGAUAGGUGGUGAAAGUAGCUGAUUUCAGUUAUUUGCAGUGUUUUGGUCAUCAACAUCCAAAUCUAAUAGGCACAAGUUUCGUCUGGGAAGUAACUGUUAAAAGCAUGAAUGCUGGGAAGGUUGCACCUAACUUUGUACGCCAUUUUUGAGGUGUUGUUACUCUUGCUCUCAUAUGGUGACCGUUUUCUUGGUGACCAAGACAUUACCCAAAUGGGAUGUGUAUGCGGGACUCGUGAGACAUGAUAUUACGGAUACAAACAUGUAAAUAUUUUUGUGAUGCAAAAGCAUUUUUAAUUAUUUUAAAAGCAUUUCACACGAGCAUUAGCUCAAACAAA